AUCCUCCCUCUCUCAUCUUCCUCCUCCACGUUCUCUCGUCGUGCCUCCACCUGCUUCUCUUUCUGCAGCCUAAACCUGUGCGCCACACACAACUCUUCUUCAAGAGCCUGUGAAUCUCUAGAGGCAUUGAGUCCGUCUUGAGUUGUUGUUAGUGUCGCCUUGGUCUUCUGUUUUUCGCUUUCGUGCCGAUCCACUCCGGUGCUGUUGGGCGGCGGUCACGAUGGCCGGCGGCGCGGUUGUGAACACCGGAGGGGGGAAGGACUACCCCGGCAAGCUCACCAUGUUCGUGCUCUUCGCCUGCAUCGUCGCCGCCACCGGCGGCCUCAUCUUCGGAUAUGACAUAGGCAUCUCCGGUGGCGUGACCUCGAUGAACCCCUUCCUGAUGAAGUUCUUUCCGGGCGUGUACCACAAGGAGCAGGAGGCAGAGCGGAACCAGAGCAACCAGUACUGCAAGUUCGACAGCCAGCUGCUCACCAUGUUCACCUCCUCGCUCUACCUCGCCGCGCUCGUCGCUUCCUUCUUCGCCGCCACCGUCAGCCGCGUCGCCGGCCGCAAGUGGUCCAUGUUCGCCGGCGGGGUCACCUUCCUCGUCGGCGCCGCGCUCAACGGCGCCGCCAAGAACGUCCUCAUGCUCAUCCUCGGACGCGUCCUGCUCGGCAUCGGGGUCGGCUUCGCCAACCAGUCGGUGCCGGUGUACCUGUCGGAGAUGGCGCCGGCGAGGCUGAGGGGGAUGCUCAACAUUGGGUUCCAGCUGAUGGUCACGAUCGGCAUCCUGUGCGCGAACCUGAUCAACUACGGGACGUCCAAGAUCAAGGGCGGGUGGGGCUGGCGCGUGAGCCUCGCCCUGGCCGCGGUACCGGCCGGAAUCAUCGCCAUCGGCGCGCUCUUCCUCCCCGACACCCCCAACUCCCUCAUCGACCGCGGCUACACCGACGAUGCCAAGAAGAUGCUCCGGCGCGUGCGCGGCACGGACGACGUCGAGGAGGAGUACAGCGACCUGGUGGCCGCCAGCGAUGAGUCCAAGCUCGUGAGCCACCCGUGGCGCAACAUCCUCCAGCGCCGCUACCGGCCGCAGCUCACCUUCGCGAUCGCCAUCCCCUUCUUCCAGCAGCUCACCGGCAUCAACGUCAUCAUGUUCUACGCGCCCGUGCUCUUCAAGACGCUCGGGUUCGCCGACGACGCGUCCCUCAUGUCCGCCGUCAUCACCGGCCUCGUCAACGUCUUCGCCACCUUCGUGUCCAUCGUGACCGUGGACCGCCUGGGCCGCCGCAAGCUCUUCCUGCAGGGCGGCACCCAGAUGCUGGCCUGCCAGAUCGUGGUCGGCAGCCUGAUCGGCGCCAAGUUCGGGUUCACCGGCGUGGCGGACAUCCCCAGGGGGUACGCGGCGUUCGUGGUGUUCUUCAUCUGCGCGUACGUGGCCGGGUUCGCAUGGUCCUGGGGCCCGCUCGGGUGGCUCGUCCCCAGCGAGAUCUUCCCGCUGGAGAUCAGGUCGGCGGGGCAGAGCAUCACGGUGUCGAUGAACAUGCUGUGCACCUUCAUCAUCGCGCAGGCGUUCCUCCCCAUGCUCUGCCGCUUCAAGUUCAUGCUCUUCUUCUUCUUCGGGGCGUGGGUGAUCGUCAUGACCCUCUUCGUCGCAUUCUUCCUGCCGGAGACCAAGAACGUGCCCAUCGAGGAGAUGGUGCUCGUGUGGAAGGCGCACUGGUACUGGGGCCGCUUCAUCCGCGACGAGGACGUGCACGUCGGCGCCGACGUCGAGAUGCGCUCCAACGGCAACGGCAAGAUCCAGGCUGCCAAGCUCCCGUGACGUGGAAACAUCGUCGCUGGACAAUAAGCUGUUACCAUCCGAGGCCGAGGACUUUUUUAGUCCUGACUUGAUUUUUCAUUUGUCAUCUUCUGUAUUAUAAUUGUCAUACGUAGGAUGAUGACGAACAAUCAGUGCGUCACUAAUUAUUCCACAUUUCCUUUUCUUUUUAUACUAGUAUUAAGUUUGGGCUCCUUUUGUGCCCGGAUAUAUACUCUGGUGCCGUGGUGGCUUUGGGCCAAAGAUGAAUAUAGAUGCUGGUCGAAUGAAAUUC
Messenger RNA from Hordeum vulgare subsp. vulgare (domesticated barley), 2075 nucleotides. RefSeq names its product sugar transport protein MST6. NCBI's taxonomy places the organism in Eukaryota, Viridiplantae, Streptophyta, Magnoliopsida, Poales, Poaceae. The transcript is spliced from 3 exons. The coding region runs from base 221 to 1804 and encodes 527 amino acids. Gene Ontology annotation, molecular function: monosaccharide transmembrane transporter activity. Gene Ontology annotation, cellular component: membrane. Gene Ontology annotation, biological process: monosaccharide transmembrane transport. The record is from RefSeq and is a predicted model, not a curated record.